CUUUAUGCAUUUAUAUCGUAAAAAUAAAUGCGUUUUUCCUAGCACGUACUCAUCAAAAGAAAUCAAUGAACAUGAGAGACUGAAAGGUGUAAGUUCACACCUAUUAAUGCUACAUACUUCAUCACACUAUUAUUGUAUACGUGUGAGAAAGCUAUAUAUACACAAGUUAUUCACUGAUACGAUAGACACAUGGCAGAGAUAGUUUUAAUUCAUAUUUUGUCCAUACUUGUCGCUGAUCACAUGCUUCGAGCGAAAGUUGAUGAACAAUCUUAAAACGUGAGAUAAUUUGCUUUGUUAUUACAAUCAUAAAUUAGGACAUAAGAAAAAUCACCAUUUUCACAUCCUUAUCAGAAUAUGUAUCUUAUCAUUUAGCAAAGAUAUUUAGGUUUUUGAGUUAUGUUGAUACGUGGAUAUAUUCAAACUUGAUUUGCGGUUUCCCUUAACUUAUCGUUAGUAUUGUUUUUUCCGUUGUCAAUAAAUUCUAAAACAUAUAAAAAGAGGAUGGCACAUAAAUUGACCUCAGUAUCUAUGAAAAAUAGUUGGCGUAUUGUAUCGUAUAGUAGAGACAAAAGUUAAAAUCAAUGGUUAUUUAGAAGUUUUGAAAAUUUAUCAUCAAACAAGUAUUUCAUUUCGUUGAAAUAAGAAAGAAAAUAUAUUACAGUUAUAACAUUAUUAUAAAAGAAUAAUUAAAAUUUUCUACUUCUUUAUUUUUAAUAAUUGACUAGAAAUAAAAAAACAUCGACCAUCUCCAAGUUCUUAUCUAAUAGUUUAGUAAGAAAACAAUGGCGCAGAGUGUUAACAAAAAAGUAUGCAUAGUUGGCGCAGGCGCAGCUGGCUUAUGUGCGGCCAGACAUUUGGCGGGAGAUACGAAUAUCGAAACGACGGUAUUCGAACAAACUGGUGACAUUGGUGGUACUUGGGUAUAUAAUGAUCGAAUUGGUUUAAACGAAAAUGGUUUACCAAUUCAUUCGAGCAUGUAUCAGAAUUUAAGAACAAAUUUACCUGCAAAAAUCAUGAAUUUUCCUGAUUAUAUAAGAAUGAAUGCAGAAGAACCAUGUUGUAUAUCUCAUAAUGAAAUUUUAUCUUAUUUACAUAAUUACACAGAAUACUUUCAACUACGUAGGUACAUACAGUUUUACGUAAAAGUUGAAAAUAUACGUCCAAUUAAAUUGGAUAAUAGCAACGAGGAGAAAUGGUUGGUACGUGUUAAACAUUUAAGUACUCAACGUACGGAGGAACAUCGAUUCGACGCAGUUAUGAUUUGUAAUGGACAUUAUUUCGAACCAUAUAUGCCUGCUAUAAAAGGUAUGGACACUUUUCCAGGUAUAGUGACGCAUAGUCAUUCAUACAGAAAACCAGAAGAAUUUAAAGAUAAAAUUGUAUUAAUUUUGGGUGCUGCAUCUUCUGGUGUCGAUAUUGGAAUUGAUUUAACUGAUCAUUCCUCUACCGUUUAUUUGAGUCAUAAUCAAGAAAGAUUCACGAGCGUAUUUCCACCUAACAUGAUACAAGUCGUUGGAGUUGACAGAUUGGAAGGAACGAAAUGUUUCCUGAAAGAUGGAACUUCUGUUAACAUUGACGUAUUUCUUUAUUGUACUGGAUACCAAUACAGUUUUCCUUUCUUAGACGAAAGUUGUGACGUCAGAGUCGAUGAUAAUUACGUAACGCCGUUGUAUAAGCAUCUUAUUAAUAUAGAACAUCAAACAAUGGCUAUUAUUGGUAUACCUUCUCAAAUUGUACCUUUUCCUAUGUUUCAUAUGCAGAUACAAUAUUUCUUGAGUCUUUUAAAAAAUCGUCUUGUUUUACCUUCGAAAUCUCAAAUGCUCGAAGAUUCGAAAUUGAAAGCCUCGAAGAAAAGACACGCACAUAAGAUGAUGACCGAGCAAUGGGAAUAUAACGAUUCGUUGGCAGACGCAGGCGGAUUUGAUCGACUUCCACAAUUUUAUAAAGCUGGUUAUGUUGCAUGGCAUUCACAGAGAAAGGCUAAUCUUUUGCGUUAUAAAUACGCUAAGUUUGUUAUAUCCGAGGAUGGGAAAAAUGUGGAACUCGCUUUAUCUAAUUGACAAUAUUAAAGAAUCGUAAAAUUAUGCGUAUGUGUAUAUAUAUAUAUAUAUAUGAAU
Messenger RNA from Vespula pensylvanica (western yellowjacket), 2117 nucleotides. Its product is annotated as flavin-containing monooxygenase FMO GS-OX-like 2. The transcript is spliced from 7 exons. Gene Ontology annotation, molecular function: N,N-dimethylaniline monooxygenase activity; NADP binding; flavin adenine dinucleotide binding. The record is from RefSeq and is a predicted model, not a curated record. The coding region runs from base 783 to 2060 and encodes 425 amino acids. NCBI's taxonomy places the organism in Eukaryota, Metazoa, Arthropoda, Insecta, Hymenoptera, Vespidae.